Messenger RNA from Zasmidium cellare ATCC 36951, 954 nucleotides. RefSeq lists its product as uncharacterized. Bases 1 to 954 code for a protein of 317 amino acids. NCBI's taxonomy places the organism in Eukaryota, Fungi, Ascomycota, Dothideomycetes, Mycosphaerellales, Mycosphaerellaceae. The record is from RefSeq and is a predicted model, not a curated record. The transcript has a single exon.
AUGCCGCUUUCCCGUGCCCAGCCAAACGUCCAGUGGCUUCUAGACGAGUCGGGUGCUUGGUUCUACUACGAUUCUGGGCGCGAUAGGCUCGUUUUAUUUGGAACGGGCAGACCAUUCGAAGACCUUCAAACGUUCCGAGGUCGAUGUACCUCGACACAAAGCGGCGUGGGAUACCACUGCGAAGAACGAAAUACGCCGCGCGAAGACUCCGGGUCCGAACAAAAGCACGACGGUAGCAGUGGUGACAGUAGUGAAUCAGAAGAGGAGGCCGAGAAUGAGAGCAACGACGAGACCCGGGAUACAGCAAGACGAGCAGAGGAGUACAGUGUACCCAAUAGGCCUCGAAUCGAAGCCCCACGAUACGAUCCGGCAAGAAACAUGCCUGCCUUAGACCAACAGAUGCAACAGCUCCGAUUGAGUGAUUCUAGUAGUAUCCCAAAUGUCAUGUACUCACUGAGCAGUUCGCCGCAACUAUAUCCACGACCGUGGUUAGGUCAACAGAGCUUUGUACCCAGCGACACCAAUGUCAGGCCCUAUUAUCCAACCCCGCGUCCAUCAACACCUCCAGACAUAAGCGUGCCAAGCGCCACGGCAGCAAAAUCAGCUGCAGCGGACUCUUCGACUCCUCGGUAUCCCUCCGGUCCAGCUGUCGCAGAUGAUGGCGGAGCAGAGUUCUCGGUUGAGAUCAACGGACGAACAACAAACGGCAAGUAUGAUGCCGCGGCUGAAGGCAACUUUGUUUCAGCGACUUCCAUACGCAGUGCCUCAUUAGGGCGUCAUCUACAGCCGGUCAAGAGAAAGGAUAGCUUGCGCGGCCCCGGGGGCCGGCCUGUCGAACCAAAGUACUCCAUAGACCUGCGUUGGUGGACUGGAGGAAAGAGCUACCAGAAAUCGUGCUAUGUGUCUGAAAUUCCUGGAUUCGACCUGAUUCUGGGCCACCAGUUUAUUCGAUAG